This is a messenger RNA of Selaginella moellendorffii, 2208 nucleotides long. RefSeq names its product mixed lineage kinase domain-like protein. Gene Ontology annotation, molecular function: ATP binding; protein kinase activity. The transcript has 3 exons. Gene Ontology annotation, biological process: protein phosphorylation. Lineage: Eukaryota; Viridiplantae; Streptophyta; Lycopodiopsida; Selaginellales; Selaginellaceae. The coding region runs from base 16 to 2127 and encodes 703 amino acids. The record is from RefSeq and is a predicted model, not a curated record.
UGAUCACCAACGGGCAUGGCAGCAGCGACUUUGCUCGAGGCAAUUCGAAUCGUGGACAAGCUUUGCACAAUAUCCACUUCCAGCAAGGUCUGUAGAAACCAACAUAGGAUCCUCAUCGCGGCGGUCGGCUAUGUCCGAGACUACCUCAAGCAAAUCCAGGAUCUCAACUUCGCGAGCAACGGGCCAGCCUUCGUGUGGGACGAAACCGUGGCUGUCCUUAACAGAGGUCUCCAUCUCCUCAAGUCGUGCCAAGAAGGCAAUUGGAUCACGCGGAGCCUGCUGUUCGAGGAAAGCUGCAAUGAGUUUCAGAGCAUUUAUCCCGAGAUCUACAACUGCGUCGAGCUCAUCAGCGUCUAUCUCUUUCAGCUGGCACCGUCCACCUCGCACAGAUCCAGGAUUGCCGAGGCUUACAACUCGUGCCUCAUGAGGCAGAACUCGAGCAGCAUACUGGAAGAAGCCGAAAGGAACGAUCGGAAGGAGCUCAUGACUCUCGCAAUGAGCCAAGAGCCGGGAAGCCUGACGACUGAGACAGAACGAGCCAAAGAGAUACUCUGCUCCAUGCUCCUGGGAAACAAGUCAGUGAUUAACCACAAGGAACUCAAGCUGACAACACACCUGGGACAAGGAGCUUACGAAACCGUGUACGAAGCAAUCUGGCUCGGUCACAAGUUUGCAGUGAAAGUCUUCCCUCAAGGUGACACCAGCUUCGCCAAAGAGCUCGCGGUUCUUGAAGCGGACAAGCAUCCCAACGUGUUGCACAUCGCCGGCCAUUGUUUCGAUGAAGAGAAGCAGCGGUACUCGCUGGUGAUGGAGAAGAUGGAGAUGGACCUGGCAAACUACCUCCUCAAGAAGAAGAACUCUCUCCCGUUGCUGUCGAUCGUGGCAGUGAUGCUCCAAGUUGCUACUGGCAUGGCCUGGCUUCACUCGAAGAAUAUAAUCCACCGGGACCUCAAGCCGCAGAACAUCUUGGUUGGCGAAGAAGACAACGAUCUCGUGAGUAUCAGGAUUGCCGACUUUGGAGUCUCGAGGCCAAACUUCAUCUCCUCCCAGAUCGAAGCCGUUAGCAUCCAAGGCACCAGGAACUUCAUGGCACCGGAAGUGUGGAGCGGCGAGCGCUACACGAAAAAGGCCGACGUUUACAGGUACGGGAUGCUGAUUUACCAGCUUGUCACUGGAAACGUUCCGUUCGAGGACGGGAUGGACAUGGAGCAAGUCCUUCGAGGCGAGCGUCCUGAGGUACCAGCAACCUGUCCAGAGUUUCUGUCGCAGCUCAUGCGGGAAUGCUGGAGCCACGAUGCAAAAGAGAGGCCUUCCUUCUCGGAUAUCUGCGAGCGGCUGAAGCAGCUCAAGACCAGGAUCAUCACUGGCACCGACUCCAUCGACGAGUUACGAGCCAAGUUGGUUGCAGCAGCCAGGUCAUCUUCCUCUUCUUCGUACUCGUCGUCUUCCUCGUCCUCGUCGCACAGCAGGACUCGAGUGAACCUGGAUUCUCCUGUCCAAGCACCUGAAGGGCUUUCAACCCAAAAUCCUCCAUCUCCCGUUGUCCAGCACGUCGCACCAGCAGCAAAGCCGGAUAACAGGGCCGAGCUCUUCGAACUGGUGAAGAACGGCCUCGUCAAAAACGCCUUUGAGAAAGCUCUGUCCCUGAACGAUCCUUCCACGGUCUGGUGGCUUUGCACCAAGGUAGAGCAUACCGUGCUGCUUGUCUUCAGUGAAUCGAUGCUCAUGGCACUGGCCGAGAAAAUCAACACCAACUUCACGGAAGACACUGCUCGCAGGCUGGUCUGGAUCGACGAGAUUGGCGUCUUGCUGUUGAAAGACGUCAAUGGAUGGGCAUCACCUCGGAAGAUGAGGAUCCUGGAGCAGCUUUCACAGAACCUCCACGGUAUGAUGGCCAUAACACCACCAAAGAGUGAGCUGGGCAUGACCUUGACGAACAUGCUGGAAGGCACCAACGUGUGGCUGCAGGUUCGUACAUAUGAAGCUCUUCGUUUCUUUCGUUUCCAUCUCCUUGAUUCACAUCGUUUUGUUGCAGCGUAUCCGGGUUGCUGUGGAAAACAAAGUUCGAUACAUGAGCAUCGUUGGCGGAUAUUUUCCAGCGGAAUACCGGUAGUUUCUGGAUGUUGAUGUCCUGGCAUAAAACAUGCUUCACCUUACCCUGGCCAGCAAAACUUACGAGGAAAAGAAUGAGCUCACCUGUUUUCUACA